CUUGUACAUAUUUUCAGUGUAUUUGCCACAACAAAACUGUGUGAUAGAUAAUUUUGAAGAUGUCUUAUUUUCACUUGAACAAUUUGUUCAAGAAGCAAAUAUUGAUGGCAAUGUAGUUAUUCUUGGUGAUGUCAAUAGCAAUCUAGGUCAAUUAACUGGAAGUAGGGGACACGGAGAUCCAUCGAGCAAUGGCUACAAUCUGUUUGAAUUUAUGAAGCGGAACAUCUUAACUGCAAUUGACAUGACGGAGAUAACUACUGGUCCAACCCACACUUUUGAAAUGAUGAGGAAUGAAGUACUACAUGUGAGCUACAUUGAUCACGUGAUUAUUUCUUCCCAACUUGCUAAUAAUAUACUUACCUGUAAGGUGUUUGAAGAUGAACCUGACAACACAUCAGAUCAUCUACCGAUUUUAAC
Messenger RNA from Owenia fusiformis, 417 nucleotides. NCBI's taxonomy places the organism in Eukaryota, Metazoa, Annelida, Polychaeta, Sabellida, Oweniidae. The record is from the annotation of a GenBank genome assembly.